This is a messenger RNA of Penicillium canariense, 906 nucleotides long. RefSeq lists its product as uncharacterized. The record is from RefSeq and is a predicted model, not a curated record. Lineage: Eukaryota; Fungi; Ascomycota; Eurotiomycetes; Eurotiales; Aspergillaceae. The transcript is spliced from 3 exons. The coding region runs from base 1 to 906 and encodes 301 amino acids.
AUGGGGGCUGGUGAUGAUUCCUCGUUCUUCCUCUAUGGUGUGGGGGAACGGCCCGAAGCGUUGACCCUGGGUACGUUGGUGCUGGAAAAGUACUGGCAGCCAAUGAAUGCCCGCCACUAUACUCACCCACUUCUCAGCGAUCAAGCACUGCAAGAGCAUGCUUAUACGACAAACCUGAAUAACGUUGUGUUUCAUGGUUCUUCUCGUGUUUCACCCUCGGUUGGGGUUGAAGGGUUGGACCUGAUCAACCUCGGUCUGGCCUACAACAAGGAUCUGGAGCGCAUGUCUUACAUUGUUCGCAGCCCUGAAACAUUUUUCAGUACCAGUGUUCUGAACACCCCACUGGCGCAGCAGAAACUGAAGCUUUGGCUGUCUGCUGCCCACAGUGAUUACGUUCUGAAUUUCAAGUUUGCUCGACGACCAAAAGUCUGGCUCCUUACUGGUCUCUACUUGCUCGAGGGAGCGCGUACAAUUGUUUCAAUGGGACAGUCGUCAGAGAUAUCGGUGGGCGUUUCAUCGGCCAUCAUUGGGGCGCUAUCCGGCGUACCUGUCGGUGGGUCCGUCAGUCUGGGCGUAGGAUCCUCAUGGGAAAUGGCUAUGGAGGUCAGCGAUCCACAUGUCUGGGCGGCCCAGUACCGACUCCUGGAUGUUCACUUUAUCAAAAUGGGCAAAGGCGGCGUAGAAGGGGUGAAACUGCCAACAACGAUGGGCCUUUAUCGGGAUAUCAUGUCGGUCAACACCGCCCGAGGGGGCGAAGGCAACUCGAUCAAGCUCGGCCUCGAGGACACGGAGUCCGAAGAGGGGGCAGCGGAUGAUCAAGACAGCACGGAAUUGGAAGAAUAUGAGCAGUGGCUGGAGGAAGCAAUCAAAAUAUUUGAGAAAGCGCCGAAGCAUUAUCUGCAGUGA